AUGUCCGAAGCAAAGGCAGAACUGGCGGCAGAAAUAGCCAGUGGCGAUUCUCGGCGACAAUUUGUCAACGAUGAUUACACGGUUGGUUGGAUUUGCGCAAUAACGACUGAGCAUGUUGCUGCACGCGUUUUCCUCGACGAAGAACACGGGCUGCCUGAUUAUGUGUCUCCGAAUGACAAUAAUAGUUAUAUUCUAGGCAGGAUUGGAAAGCAUAAUAUUGCCAUUGCCGUCUUGCCCCUUGGAGAAUAUGGCCUCUCGUCGGCGGCAAGCGUAGCGAGAGAUAUGCUACAUACCUUUCCGAAUAUCAGGAUUGGCCUUAUGGUCGGCAUUGGGGGAGGAGCUCCGUCUGAGAAGCAUGAUAUUCGCUUAGGAGACGUAGUCGUCAGUGUCCCCCGCGACGGAAAUGGUUGUGUAUUUCAGUACGACUUUGGUAAAACUAUCCAAACUCAAACGUUUCAACAAACAGGGUUUCUCAACCAAGCACCAACGAUCUUAAGAACAGCCGUAAGCGGGCUUGAGAGUCAGUAUGAGAUAAACGAGCACCAAAUUGAAGAAACAAUUGACGGCAUUUUUAACAAAAUUCCAACGUUGAGAAAGAAAUACCAGCGACCGAAUCCUGACACGGAUAGGCUAUACCGAAGCAACAUUACUCACUCUCCCGCUCAAGAUAUAAAUUGCGGCACUCAUUGUGGCAAUGGUCAGCUGAAUCUGAUAGCACGCCCCAAACGAGAUGGCAACGAGAAUAAUCCAAUAGUUCACUACGGCUUGAUUGCUUCUUCGAAUCAGCUUAUGAGAAAUGCGGAGAUUAGAGAUAAAUUGGCUGCCGAAAGGGAUAUACUAUGCUUUGAAACAGAAGCAGCAGGCUUAAUGAACCAUUUCCCUUGCCUUGUGAUUCGUGGCAUAUGCGAUUAUGCAGAUACGCAUGCGAAUACAGAAUGGAGGGGCUACGCGGCGAUGGUGGCAGCUGCAUAUGCGAAAGACCUUCUAUGUCGAAUCCCUCCUAACCGGGUCGAAGUUUUACGAAAUGUGAAUGUUCUUUCAGGCAAGUCUCAAAGGUUUUACGAUGAUGAUACGGAUACCGGAAUUGCAUAUAUUUACUUUGACUACCGCCAGAAAGAAGAAACGGCCGAAAGAUUACUUCGAAACCUGUUGAAGCAGUUGGCACAGAAGAGAAGCUCCCUACCAACUUGCGUCAGUGCCAUGCACAAGCAGGACACGGACCAGGGAAUUCCACCGUCAUUGGAGGCAAUAUCACAGGCGUUUCAGACUGUGGCAAGAGAUUAUUCACAAACUUUCAUCAUUCUUGAUGCGAUUGACGAGUGUACUAUUUACAAUGACUGUCGGAUGAGAUUCCUAGAGGAAAUCCUCAACCUUCGCAAUAAAUCGGCGGCGAAUAUCUUUGUAACCUCCAGGCCCAAUACAGAGAUCGCGAACAGAUUUAAAAGCGGCACAUUCAUGGAAAUAAGUGCGAGAGGAGACGACAUACGACAAUAUCUAAAUGGAAAUAUGGAUCACUUGCUAUCUGAUAGCGUUCGCAAUGACUUGGAAUUGAGAACUGAGAUUGAGAAGGCAAUCGUUGGCUCGGUGCAGGGAAUGUUUCUUCUUGCCAAGCUCCAUCUCAACUCAUUAGCCGGAAAAUUUACCAUUAAAGAUAUCCGGAACACACUCGAAAAGCUAUCAGUUGGGUCGGAGGCCUACGACGAUGCCUAUAAAGGUAUGAUGCAGCGUAUAGACAGUCAAAACCAGCAGAGAAGAGAGUUGGCCAGGAGGGCCUUGUCAUGGAUUGUGUAUGCAAAGAGGCCACUGUCUACAACGGAGCUCCAACAGGCUCUUGCAGUGGAACAUUGGCACCACGAACUUGACGACCGAAAUUUCACAAGCAUCGAAGACAUUGUUAGUGUGUGCGCGGGCUUGGUUACUGUUGUUCGACAAUCUGAUCAACCAUCUGGUCGCCAAUCCAGUAUCGUCCGACUUGUUCACUGCACUGCACAAGACUACUUCGAGCGGACUCAGGCAGAAUGGUUCCCGGACGCAGAGAGCGAAAUCACAAAUUCUUGCAUCACUUAUCUAUCAUUCAGCAUCUUCCACAGCGGAUUCUGUACUACAGAUAAGGACUUUGAGGAACGACUGGCGUCCAAUCCAUUUUACAAUUAUGCUGCUCAUAAUUGGGGGUAUCAUGCUCAAAAUAUUACACCACUAUCACAGCAAGUCAUGGCCUUUAUCGGAUGUGACGCCAAGGUGCAAGCGUCGAGCCAAGUAUUAAUGACUAACAAACCGACCUGGAAAGACUCGAAUUACAGCCAACAAUUUCCCAAGAGGAUAAUCGGACAACAUCUGGCAGCGUAUUUCGGAAUUGGAGAACUAUUUGAAAGCGCAUUCGACGACCAAUCGCUAGAUGCAGAUGAUGGCCUUGGCCGGACACCGCUUUCAUAUGCUGCUGGUAAUGGGCACGAGACGGUGGUCAAGUUUCUGCUUCAAGGGCAAAACGUCUAUCCCAACUCUCGAGAUAACGAUGGGCAAACACCACUUAUGUGGGCAGCCAAGAGCGGACACUAUACCGUCACAAAAUUAUUACUAAUGGCUGAUGGGAUUGAUGCCAAUGUCAGAGAUCGCCUUGACCAGACGGCGCUGCUUCUUGCUGUUAAAAACGGACAGGAAUCAGUGGUCAAAUUACUUCUUCCUGUUAGUUGUGCCGUCCUCAAUGCAGGAGAUGAUCGUUAUCAGACGCCGUUGUGGUGGUCCGUCCGAAACGGAGAUACUUCUAUUACAAGAUUGCUCCUUGACGUUAGAGAUGUCAACAUUAAUACGAAGAAUAAUUAUGACCAAACGCCUCUCUGGUGGGCAGCUCGAAAUGGAGAUGAAGAAGCCAUCAGCCUUCUCCUUGAAAGGGAAGAGCUCAAUGUCAAUUUUAAAGAUAAAGAAGGCCACUCACCGUUGGGAAGAGCAGCUCAAAGGGGCCAUGAGGCGGUAAUUAAGCUCCUGCUAGCCAAAGGGGAUAUCGACGUUAACUCUGCAGAUCACUACGGCCACACACCAAUAUUGCUAGCUGCGAGAAAUGGGCAUGCGAAGGUAGUAAAACUGCUUCUCGAUUUCUCUACCGUUGAUGUAAAUGCUAUGGAUAAGAGUGGUAGAAAUCCGCUUUUAUGGGCUAUUAAAAACGGACACAAAGAUGUUAUUGUUCUUUUGCUUUCUCAUGUCAACAUCAAUGUGAAUGCGAAAGACUACAACGACCAGUCGCCGCUACUAUAUGCGACAACUUACGGGCAUGAGACUGUAGUUCAGGAGUUGCUCGCUAUUGAGAGCAUCGAUGUUAAUGCCAAGGAUAGCUAUCAUCAGACCCCGCUUCUCUGUGCGGCGGAAAGAGGGCAUGAAGAAAUAGUCAAGAUGUUACUUGCUCAGGUGGACAUCGAUGUUGAUGCCACAGAUCGUUACCACCAAACCCCACUGUGGUGGGCGGCUGCGAAUGGGAAUAAAUCGGUCGUCAAACGUCUUUUAGGCAAACAAGGAGUCGAUAUGAACGCUAAGAAUGCAUUUCAACAGACACCCUUGCUAUGGGCAGCUCGCAACGGCAACGAGACUAUAACAGAGCUACUCCUCUCUGUACCUGGCAUUGAUGUUAACGUCAAAGAUAACGAUGGCUUGACGCCUCUAUGGUGGGCCAUUAAGAAGGUAUACAAGACAGUAGUUCAGCUGCUCCUUGACAAUGAUGGCGUUGAUGUUAACCUCAGGAAUGAAGUUGGUCAGACGCCUCUUCUAUAUGUGACCAUGGAGGGAUAUGCCGCAAUAGCUGAGCUUUUAAUUGCAAGGAGUGAUACCGAUGUGAGCGCAAUAGACAGAAAUGGGCAUACCUCUUUGGAACUUGCAAUGCAUUAUUCAAUGGGGAGCAGGUCAUCAUUAAGCGAAGAGCAGGAGAGCAGAAAGGCAAGAGGAAAGAAGGGUGGCAGUCGUUUGCCCCCAACACAGUCACAGACUACUGCUGAUAGCACAGAGAGGGACAAAAUACCACUGUCAUGGGAAGCUAGGAAACGAUAUGAGGCAGUUUUCAAAUUGCUUCUAACUGCCCGUGGAACUAAUGCAAAUGCCAGAGAUAACUAUGGCCAAACACCUUUGCUAUGGGCGGCUAAAAAGGGUCACGAAGGAUUGGUGAAGAUAUUGUUAGAGACGGAAGGCAUCGAUGUCAAUCAGACUGAUGAUUCUAAUAAAUCGCCACUAAUAUGGGCAACUGCAGGAAAUCACACAGCAGUGGUUCAGCUAUUAUUAAGUAGCGAUGAUCUCAUCCUUCAUGCUGGGGAUGAGUUUGGUCAAAGUCCUUUAUGGUGGGCAAUUGAGAUGCAGAACGAGGUGGUGGUUGAGCUGCUAUUACUGCGAGAAGAUGCCAACGUUCGCAAGAGUAUCAAUCAACAGAUGCUGAGAAAGGCCUCAGAUAAAGGAAACAGAAGAAUCCUCGGGUUACUCAUAUCCACAAAAGGCACUGAUAUCAACGAAGAGGAUGAUGAAGGCCUUACAUUUCUCUUGUGGGCGACUCAAGGCAGAAGAAUCGACACAGUUGGAUUGCUCUUGGCUCUGAACCCGGACGUGGACGUCAAUGUCGAAGAUUACCAUCGUCAAACGCCACUAUGGUGGGCUGUACAAAAUGGAGAUGAGGAAAUAACCAGGCUACUUCUUACCAGGGAUGGCAUUGAUGUUAAUGCGAGAAACAUGAUGCGCCAAACGCCACUCUUGUGUGCUAUUGGCAACAUGAACUUGGCUAUUGUUAAGUUGUUGUUAAAAAACGAAACAACCGACGUCAAUGGGAAAGACAGCUUCGGUCGGUCGCCGCUCUUGCUAGCUGAAUACUACCGACAGCAGAUCAGGCAUUCGCGGAGCAAAGAUGCCAAGUAUUUUGGCAGACGUUCACGCGUUCUCCUGGAAGCGCCGUCUCAUCCAGGUGAUCCGGAAUCUAUCGAGUCUCCAUAUGAACGACCCUCAAGGAUUGAUGCGGACCAUGCGAGUGACACCCAUGAAUCGCCCGAACCACACACCAGGCCAUAUGGACAUGAGCCAUACGAAUCGGAUGAAUCAGAUGAUCCAGACAAUUUAGAUGGAAACAUGCUGUUAGGCAAGGAAGACGGCUUCAAAGACAUCAUUGAGUUACUGCUAGCCAGGAGCGAUAUCGAUACCGACGCCACGUGGCCAAACGGCCUGAACCUCUUAUGGUCUGCCGUUAUCCACAGAGAUAGGGCCCUCAUCAAGUUACUUGUAACUCAUGAGCGUGUGGACAGCAACCCCCGGAACGACCUUGACCAAACUCCCCUGAUAUGGGCCGUUUCGAAGGGCGACGUGGCAAUGGUUAAAACGCUCGUGUGCAAUGGAAGCAGCGUCAAUAUCAAUGCUCUACAACGAACGCCUCAUACUCGUGGGACAGCUCUAUUGCAUGCAGUUCGCAGGAACUACACAACAAUCAUCAAAGUGCUACUUGUUCAGGAUGAGAUUGAUAUAAAUGCUAGAGACGAAAAAGGUCGCACAUCGCUCUCGGUUGCGGCUUUCAAUGAGAAAGAAGGCAUUGUCAAGACAUUGCUUGGGCAAAAAGACAUUGACAUUAACCCGGAAGAUGAUGACAAGUGUACGCCACUUAUGCAUGCUAUGCGCAAACAUAAUGCACCAAUCGCAAAGUUAUUGCUAGCUAUUGACAAUAUUGAUGUCAAUGUGGCAGAUGUACAAGGUCGGACGCCUAUAUGGUUCGCUACAAAAUGGAACGAGGAGCUGAUCCGGCUUCUGAUCAAACGGGGAGCCAAAGUCAAUUACACCGAAAGGUCCGGCCAAUCGCUAUUAUCCUGGUUUGCUGAAGACGGAAAUGAGGUGGCAAUCCGUGUUAUACUUACUAUGGAGGAUAUUGAUAUCAAUAUCAGGGACAAGACAGGCGGCAAGACGCCCCUUUUCCAUGCGGCCGAAAACGGACAUGAGAAAAUCGUGAGGCAGCUGCUUGAGAGAGAUCGCUAUGAGAUCAACACCAAGGACAAGUCUGGCCAAACGCCGCUUUUGGCUGCGAUUUCAAAGGGCCAUACAUCAGUUGUGAAUGUAUUGCUCGGCGAAGAAGCUAUCGAUGUGAAUGCCCGGGAUUCAGCUAAUGUGACAUGCUUAUGGCUGGCUGCUCAAGGUGGUCAUGCUAAGAUAGUUGAGCUACUAUUAUCGAAAAAUAUUGAAGUUAAUCCAACAAAUGUCGUCAACCAAACUGCUUUAUCAGAGGCGGUUCGGCAAGGUCAUGAAGAGAUCGUCAGACUUCUCUUAGCGUCGGAAAGCAUCAACAUCAACAUUCGAGACGGACAGGGUAGAACCGCGCUGUGGUGGGCUGUUAAAAACUUUUCUGUUAAAAAACCCUCUGUUGCAAUCAUUGAGCUAUUACUCGCUCAUGAUGAUAUUGGGAUUAAUUUACCAAACAACGCUGGUCAGACACCGCUGCUAAACGCGGUAACUCGUGGCCUUGAGAAAGUGGUCCGGUUACUUCUUGCCACCGAUGGAAUCGACAUUAAUAUGAAAGAUGAAGAAAAAUUAACACCGUUGCUCUCGGCAGCCGAAGAGGGUGAAGAGGUGAUAGCGGGGCUACUCCUUGCCAAAGGCGUCAAAGAUAUCAACGCAAAGAAUAAGGACAGCGAAACAUCGCUGUUUCUGGCUUGCAACCAAGGCAAUCAAAAAUUGGUUGAGAUGCUUCUUGCCCAGAAAUAUAUCGAUGUUAACUCUGGGGAUAGAGACGAUUUAACGCCGUUAAUUGUCGCAUCAGCUCACGGACGCUUAAAUAUAGUUCAGCAACUUCUUUCACGGCAAGAUAUUCAGAUCAAUUGGAGAGAUAGUAAUGGUCGAACAGCAUUACAAUCAGCUUCGGUAAAGGGACAUUUGGAAAUUGUGCAAUUACUACUUGGUCAAAAAGAUAUCAACGUUAACGCACGAGAUAAGGACAGAGUAUCAACCUUACACUCGGCCGCAGCAAACGGACAUUUACAAAUUGUUGAACUACUUCUCAAUCAAGAAACUAUCGACAUAAACGCACAGGAUAGCAAGGGUCAAACGCCAUUGCAAUCAGCUUCAGUAAACGGACAUACGCAAAUUGUACAAGCACUGCUCAAUCAAAAAGUUAUCGAUGUCAACAUGAGAAAUGACGAGGGCCAAACGUCGCUGCAAUUGGCCGCAGCCAAGGGACACCUAAAAAUCAUCCAACUACUGCUCAAUCGAAAAGAAAUCGAUGUCAACGACAAGGCCAAUAUCGGCUUUACAACGCUGCGCUCAGCUUUGAGAGGUGGCUACUUCCAAAUUGUUCACCUGCUUCUCGUUCAAAAUAAUAUAAACAUCAAUAUUAAAGAUACCACUGGCGAUACGCUAUUACAUACGGCUUCAGCAAAUGGACAUUUACGGAUUGUCCAAUUGUUGCUCGAUCAGAGAAAUAUUGACGUCAAUACUAGAGACAAUGAUAAUAAUACGUCGCUACAUUUAGCUGCAGACAAUGGACACCUUCAGAUUAUUCAAUUGCUUCUUGGCCAUAGCAGUAUUGACAUCAAUUCUGAGGCUCAAAAACUUACAACACCACUACAUAUAGCCUCCAGAAAGGGUUACCACCAAAUUGUUCAACUACUGCUUAGUCAAAACAAGAUCAAUGCCGACGUUGAGGACUACGAAGGUCUAACACCACUACAUCUGGCUUCAAGAAAGGGGCACUUCCGAGUCGUUCAAAUUCUGCUUAGCCAAGGCGUCAAAAAUGUCAAUUCCAAAGACAGAAGUGGUUUUACCCCACUUCAUUAUGCUUCUGAGAGUGGAUAUGUUAGAAUUGCCAAGUUGCUUCUUGAACAUGGCGCCAAUACAGACAUGUGUGAUAAUAUGCAUUGGACGGCAUUGCACUUUGCUUCGGCUGAGGGGCAUUUCAAAGUAGCCAAACUCCUGUAUGAGAAUGGCGCUGACAUAACGAGGACUGAUCUUGAAGGCUGGACAGCAGCGCUCCUGGCUUUGAAUAAUGGCUAUAGUACAAUAGCUGACCUGCUUUUACGAUAG
This is a messenger RNA of Trichoderma aggressivum f. europaeum, 8016 nucleotides long. RefSeq lists its product as uncharacterized. Gene Ontology annotation, biological process: nucleoside metabolic process. The transcript has 3 exons. Lineage: Eukaryota; Fungi; Ascomycota; Sordariomycetes; Hypocreales; Hypocreaceae. Gene Ontology annotation, molecular function: protein binding; catalytic activity. The coding region runs from base 1 to 8016 and encodes 2671 amino acids. The record is from RefSeq and is a predicted model, not a curated record.